AUGGGCGCCAGCGACUCCAAGCUCGUCUUCAAGAAGGGCAUCUUCAGGCUCUCCGAGGAGAGGCACAUCCCCGCCGACGACCCGUACUGGACUUCCUUCUGGGAGCUGCCCGAGUCUCCCGAAGACAUCUUCAGCCUCUUCGCCCCUGCCGAUGUCCGCCGGACCCGCGACCGAGCCCUCGAGAACAUAGAAACCUUGAUACUGGCAGUCACCUCGCGUCUCUUCUCACUACGCCACCACCCAUCCUUUCCCGACCCCGAGCUCGCACCCGAGCGAGAUGCGCUCAACUGUAUCCGUGUGCUGACGCGACUGUUCCCUUUCCUCUACGAGGCCGACCGGCUUGAGCCAUGGGAGACCAACUUUUUCUGGAGCUCGAGGCGGAAGCGGACGAGACGCUCUGCCCUGGCAAACGAGGUGCUCUUUGACGAAGCCGAGCAGGACAAGAAGCACGAGCCGCCACCAGUGGACGAGUUUGAGGACGCCAAACCUCUUGCAGAAGAGCUCAUAGACACCCUCAUCGACCUCCUCUUCUUCUCUGACUUCACAACACCCCGGCAGGCACAAGGGAAGUCCAAAGUGACAUAUGCCAUCUGGCAGAGUGGCGUGGGCUGCAACACCACUGUAGCCACGACCAAAGAGUUCGAGUCGAACCGAUGCGAGAUCCUCCGGCUGCUCCUGACCAUGGCUGGCCAGAGCAUGUACAUGUCGCCGAAUCUGCUCCCGACAAAAGGCACGCGAGCACUUACAUAUAUUUGCACAUGUCCUGACAAGCAGGUCGUGCUGUCGGUCCUGUGUUCAUUGCUCAACACUACCCUGAAAUACAACCCUGCAAGCUGGAAAGUACCAUACAACACGUUGGUGUUCCGAGAUCCAAAGGAGAUUCUGGUUACAUACACGCUCCAGCUCCUGUUGGUGCUGCUUCUUUAUCCUAUCCCCGAUCCCGAAACAGGAUCGGCACCGAAAAACUACUACCGUCAUUUCGUCGGUAGAUUACAUCGGCCUCAAGAUUUCCAGUUCAUUGUUGAUGGCAUGACAAGAAUCCUCAACCAGCCUAUUCAAGCCACAUCCUUUCACAUUCCUGGUACGCAGGCGACCACAAAGUUCUCGCCAGAGAUGAUCAUGCUGUUCUGGGAGGUCACGCAAUGCAAUAAACGCUUCCGCUCAUUCAUGAUCGACACCGAUCGGGCGCAUGAUUUUGUCAUACUGAUUCUGUUCUACGCGACUGAGUACAAGGCGGACGCGUCGAAGCAAGGCGUAGUGCGAAUGUGCGCCUUCUUGUUGCAGACUCUCAGUGUGGAAAACAACUUUGGCGUGAACCUCAACAAGAAGUUUGACGGCCAGGACACGCUUCCGCAGGUCAUCAGGAUUCCCGGCUUCAGGGGCACUUAUGCCGAUUUCCUAAUUCAGUCCAUCUACAAUCUCAUUUCGACCAGCCAGGGCAAGCUUUCAGCGGUGUACCCUGCACUCCUCGCCGUGAUCAACAAUGUUUCGGCCCACGUCGAGAACAUCAACACCACGACUUGCACAAAGCUAAUGCAGCUGUACACAUCCAUGUCAUCGCCAUCGUUCCUGCUCGCCAACGACAGCAACCACGACCUCCUUAGGUCCUUACUCGAGUCCAUGAAUGCCAUUGUGGAGCACAAAUACUCAAAAAAUCCUCUGUUCAUAUUCGCUCUUCUGAAGAACAAGAAGCGCUUCGAAGCGUUGCGUUCGUUCACAUUAGAGAGUGGCCAGGCGGAGAUAGAGCGCAGGAGUCGCUACAGAAAGGAAGACGGUCAGCCAGUCGACCCCAUGGACGUCAGCUCGCGCCGAAGCUCAGUUGACAGCAUACUCAGUCCCACGUCCACACACCCCAGAACGCCCACAUUGAGCAACGUCCCAGAGGAGGACUCCGCUUUCGCUAUCGGUGAUGAUGAUGACGAUGAUGACGAUGAAGACGAUAGCGAUGAUGACGACGACGAGGAGCCCGGAGAGCCAACGCCUGCUCAGUCGAGUCCUAGCGAAAACCCUUCACGCGCAUCGUCUGUAGCAGAUGUCGAGGACGCCGUGCCCAUGCAGUUGAGGGGCAUGUCGGAGAAAGCAAGAGGAAAGAUGCCCGCUGGCUUCCCUUCCUUCUCGCGACAGAAUAGCACAACCAGCCUGGCAGGACGGUCUGUCACCUACCAAUCCGUGACUGGUGGGUUUGAACCGUCCGCACAAUGGAUCGAGAGCUGGCUUCCGGAACUGCCUCUGCACACCAUCCUCACCGUCAUCCAACAGCAAUCGGCACUAGUAAGCAAGCAGGGCCUUGCAGGCGAUGUUCCAUCUGCAUCGACCCUCAAGACGAUACAAGAAGCAGAGCUGUACGGCGUGGAACCGUCCCCGGUGCGCGUCCACUCCUUCGAGUGGUCACCCCUCGCGCUCGGCUGGUACGAGUCGCUUCUCUGGAGCUUCGUCUUUGCCAGCGAGAUGCAGGUCGCCCGGGGCACCGUGGGCAUCUGGAACGGCACGGCCAUCAAGCUCUUCCGCGUGCAGGAGACGGCCGCCGAGGGCCCCACGCUGACCUCCCCCCGUGGUGCUGUUGAUGCCGUCGGCAGCAACAUCGUCUCCCGCAUCGGGUCGAUCAACCUCCGCGGCCCGGCGGCUCCGCAGCUCCAGGCCCUGCCGAUCGGGUCGCCAGGGAUGAAUGCGCCGCCGCCCGCGACGACGGCUGCGGGGCGCGAUCCUCUGCCACGGUCGGAGUAG
Microdochium trichocladiopsis is the source of this 2724-nucleotide messenger RNA. Its product is annotated as high-temperature-induced dauer-formation protein-domain-containing protein. Lineage: Eukaryota; Fungi; Ascomycota; Sordariomycetes; Xylariales; Microdochiaceae. The record is from RefSeq and is a predicted model, not a curated record. The coding region runs from base 1 to 2724 and encodes 907 amino acids. Gene Ontology annotation, cellular component: Golgi medial cisterna; Golgi trans cisterna; membrane. The transcript has 4 exons.